AUGACCACAAUGUUCGCACGCAUCAUAGUUACCUGUACAGUAGCUACGAUGCUUAUAUGUGUGUAUAUUGUCGCUGAGUGUAAAGUCAUCAAGUACAACAAUGAAGUAGCGAUACAGUAUCUGCAGAAAUACGGAUUUUUGAACGAGACGAUGGAUACGUUUGCAACCAGUGAAGAUCAGCUGGUUCUUCGGCACGCUAUCAAUCUCUUUCAAGAAUACUACAGAUUACCUGUCACUGGUAAAGUGGACAACGCAACUCUAAGCCUGAUGAGUAAACCGCAAUGCGGUCUACGUGACAUAUUGACUUUCGGAGAGGGCAAAGUUAUACAUAAGUGGCCGAAACGACACUUAACGUGGAAUUUUCACUUGGCCAACAGAGCGCUCUUGGAUACAACUCAGACGGCGUUCGAUUUGUGGCAGACACAUUCGUCGCUAACGUUUGAACGUGCUGUUGAAAACCCAAAUAUUCUGAUAUCGUUGCGCAAAGGCCAUCAUAUGUUCCUCGAUCGUCGAAACAGUGAAUUGUGCUCGAGCGUUUUCGACGGUCCCGGCGGCACGUUGGCUCACGCGUUCUAUCCCAAUGGAGCGUCGGAUUUCACGUCGGAGGUUCACGUCGACAAGACGGAACAGUGGCAUAUACAGG
Messenger RNA from Vollenhovia emeryi, 643 nucleotides. Its product is annotated as stromelysin-2-like. The annotation marks the transcript as partial. Lineage: Eukaryota; Metazoa; Arthropoda; Insecta; Hymenoptera; Formicidae. The record is from RefSeq and is a predicted model, not a curated record. Gene Ontology annotation, biological process: proteolysis. The transcript has a single exon. Gene Ontology annotation, molecular function: metalloendopeptidase activity; zinc ion binding. Gene Ontology annotation, cellular component: extracellular matrix.